AUGGCAGCAGCGAAGAUCGACGUCAAGAACCCCGUCGUCGACAUGGACGGCGACGAGAUGACCCGGAUCAUCUGGAAGUUCAUCAAGGACAAGUUGAUCUUGCCCUACUUGAACAUCGACAUCAAGUACUACGACUUGGGCAUUGAGCACCGUGACGCCACCGACGACCAAGUGACCAUCGACGCCGCCAACGCCAUCCUCAAGUACGGCGUCGGUAUCAAGUGCGCCACCAUCACCCCCGACGAACAGCGGGUGGAAGAGUUCGGGCUUAAGAAGAUGUGGUUGUCGCCCAACGGGACCCUCAGAAACAUCUUGGGCGGUACCGUGUUCAGAGAACCCAUCGUCAUCGACAACAUCCCCCGGAUUGUCCCCCAGUGGGAAAAGCCCAUCAUCAUCGGUCGUCACGCCUUUGGCGACCAGUACAAGGCCACCGACGUCGUCAUCCCCGGCGCCGGUGAGUUGAAGUUGGUGUACAAGCCUGCCGACGGGCUGGAGGUCCAGGAGAUCCCCGUGUACAACUACCAGGGCGCCGGUGUCGCCCUCGCCAUGUACAACACCGACGCCUCCAUCCGCGACUUUGCCGAGCUGUCGUUCAAGAUGGCCAUCGACCGCAAGCUCAACUUGUUCUCGUCGACCAAGAACACCAUUUUGAAGAAGUACGACGGUAGAUUCAAGGACAUCUUUGAAGAAUUGUACGCGCAAAAGUACAAGGCCGAGAUGGACAAGUUGGGCAUCUGGUACGAACACCGGUUGAUCGACGACAUGGUGGCGCAAAUGCUCAAGCUGAAGGGUGGUUACAUCAUUGCCAUGAAGAACUACGACGGUGACGUGCAAUCGGACAUUGUCGCCCAAGGGUUCGGUUCGUUGGGGUUGAUGACCUCGACCUUGAUGACCCCCGACGGUAAGGCUUUCGAAGCCGAGGCCGCCCACGGUACCGUCACCCGUCACUACCGUCAACACCAACAAGGCAAGGAGACCUCGACCAACUCGAUCGCCUCGAUCUUCGCCUGGACCCGGGGUUUGAUCCAAAGAGGUAAGUUGGACAACACCCCCGACGUCGUCAAGUUUGGUGAAGCGUUGGAACAGGCCACCAUCGACACCGUGGCCAAGGACGGCAUCAUGACCAAGGACUUGGCGCUUGCCCAGGGCAAGACCGACCGCUCGCUGUACGUGACCACCGAGGAGUUCAUCGACGCCGUCGCCAACAGAUUGGCCAAGACCUUGGCCUAG
Diutina rugosa is the source of this 1230-nucleotide messenger RNA. It is a transcript of the gene IDP2, whose product is annotated as isocitrate dehydrogenase (NADP(+)). Gene Ontology annotation, biological process: isocitrate metabolic process. Gene Ontology annotation, molecular function: magnesium ion binding; NAD binding; isocitrate dehydrogenase (NADP+) activity. Bases 1 to 1230 code for a protein of 409 amino acids. The record is from RefSeq and is a predicted model, not a curated record. The transcript has a single exon. Lineage: Eukaryota; Fungi; Ascomycota; Pichiomycetes; Serinales; Debaryomycetaceae. Gene Ontology annotation, cellular component: mitochondrion.